Molecule: messenger RNA, 6585 nt
Organism: Heterocephalus glaber (naked mole-rat)
Lineage: Eukaryota; Metazoa; Chordata; Mammalia; Rodentia; Bathyergidae
Gene: Ubash3b
Product: ubiquitin associated and SH3 domain containing B
Biological process (GO): peptidyl-tyrosine dephosphorylation; negative regulation of bone resorption; collagen-activated tyrosine kinase receptor signaling pathway
Cellular component (GO): cytoplasm
Molecular function (GO): protein tyrosine phosphatase activity; protein binding
Source: RefSeq, a predicted model, not a curated record
AUCCAUUUAGAAAAAGAUCCCACAUUCCUUCCGGGUGCCUGUGCCCAGGGGGACUCCACAGCAUCCCGGGAGCUUCCUUUUCUUUGGGGGUGCUUGGACCUCAGAGACUAAACUGAGGGGCGGGAUGCGUUGGAACUGUGCUUCCAGAUGGGGAAAGCUUUGGAGUUAAUCCGAGAUGCUUCCUGGAAGUAGCUACAGGGUUUUUAAAGCGAGCUGUGGGAUGAGGCUGCAACGGGAGACAGGAAAACAGAAGUGGGUACAUGUGAGAGCUGGUUGUGAGGUGCGAGCUGCGAAGGGUAGUAUUUCACAGCGCAAAGGAACCCCUUCCCCGCGUGGUGCCCGGGGUGGGGAACCCGGGGAGGGCGGGCCUGUCUCUUUCUGCUCUUUCUUCCCUUCCGUUAUUCUCCAGCGGGGCCUCGCAGGCUCUCUUCUGUCUUCCAGGUUGUUCUCCCACGUGGGGGACCCCUUCCUGGAUGACCCCCUGCCCCGGGAGUACGUGCUCUACCUCCGCCCCACUGGCCCCUUAGCGCAGAAGCUUUCGGACUUCUGGCAGCAGUCGAAGCAGAUCUGCGGGAAGAACAAGGCUCACAACAUCUUCCCCCACAUCACCCUCUGCCAGUUCUUCAUGUGCGAGGACAGCAAGGUGGACGCCCUAGGGGAGGCCCUGCAGACCACCGUCAGCCGCUGGAAGUGCAAGUUCUCAGCGCCCCUGCCCCUGGAGCUCUACACCUCCUCCAACUUCAUCGGCCUCUUCGUGAAGGAGGACAGUGCAGAGGUCCUCAAGAAGUUCGCUGCAGACUUCGCUGCCGAGGCUGCGUCUAAAACCGAAGUACACGUGGAACCUCAUAAGAAGCAGCUGCACGUUACUCUGGCUUAUCACUUUCAAGCCAGCCACCUACCCACCCUGGAGAAACUAGCCCAGAACAUUGAUGUCAAACUAGGCUGUGACUGGGUGGCCACCAUAUUCUCUCGGGAUAUCCGAUUUGCUAACCAUGAGACAUUGCAGGUGAUCUACCCCUACACCCCGCAGAAUGACGACGAGCUGGAGCUGGUGCCGGGGGACUUCAUCUUCAUGUCUCCCAUGGAGCAGACCAGCACCAGUGAGGGCUGGAUCUAUGGUACCUCCCUGACCACUGGCUGCUCCGGGCUCCUGCCCGAGAACUACAUCACCAAGGCUGAUGAGUGCAGCACCUGGAUCUUUCACAGUUCGUACUCCAUCUUAAAUACAGCAUCGUCCCACUCGCUUACAUUUGGUGAUGGUGUGUUAGAGAGGCGGCAGUAUGAGGACCAGGGGCUCGGGGAGACAAUGCCUCUCACUAUCAUCUGCCAGCCCAUGCAGCCUCUGAGAGUCAACAGCCAGCCCGGCCCUCAGAAGCGGUGCCUCUUUGUGUGUCGGCAUGGAGAGAGAAUGGAUGUUGUUUUUGGGAAGUACUGGCUGUCUCAGUGCUUUGAUGCCAAAGGCCGCUACAUACGCACCAACCUGAACAUGCCUCACAGCUUACCUCAGCGGAGUGGUGGCUUCCGGGACUAUGAGAAAGAUGCUCCAAUCACAGUAUUCGGGUGCAUGCAAGCAAGACUAGUGGGAGAAGCCUUGUUAGAAAGCAAAACCAUCAUCGAUCACGUCUAUUGCUCACCAUCCCUACGCUGUGUUCAGACCGCACACAAUAUCUUGAAAGGUUUGCAACAAGAGAACCACUUAAAGAUUCGUGUGGAGCCUGGUUUAUUUGAGUGGACAAAGUGGGUUGCCGGGAACACGUUACCUGCAUGGAUACCUCCAUCAGAGUUAGCCGCAGCCAACCUGAGUGUUGAUACAACCUACAGACCUCACAUUCCAGUCAGCAAAUUAGUGGUUUCAGAAUCCUACGACACUUAUAUCAGUAGAAGUUUCCAAGUAACAAAAGAGAUAAUAGGUGAAUGUAAAAGUAAAGGAAAUAAUAUUCUGAUUGUGGCCCAUGCAUCUUCCCUCGAAGCAUGUACCUGCCAGCUUCAGGGCCUAUCACCUCAGAACUCCAAGGACUUUGUGCAAAUGGUCCGCAAGAUCCCAUACCUGGGCUUUUGUUCCUGUGAAGAAUUAGGAGAAACUGGAAUAUGGCAGCUGACAGACCCACCCAUCCUUCCCCUUACCCAUGGACCCACUGGAGGCUUCAACUGGAGAGAAACCCUGCUGCAAGAGUAAGCCUUCAAGGGCUGAGGAGAAAAGGUCUUUUAGAGAAGAAUCUCUCGGCUGUUCAGUAACAGUGGAACCCUGCACCGCAUUCCAAGUGGACAGCUCAAAUUUCACGUACUGCCUUUCAUGCUUAAGGUUCUGGUGACGAGACUGCAUAAAUGAGCAAAAGGCAUGAUUCUGGGGGAGAAAAAUACAUACUCUUGGGACUCUUGCCUGGCUAACAAAGCUUUGGAGAAUUGUCUUCCUGAACCUGCAACAGCUGCAGCAGAGGACCAUCCUCACCCUGAUUCAGGCUGUGCAUGGCUAAGGAGCUUCCCUCCUCCCCACUGGAGCUGCCACCACUCUCGGGAGAAAUGCAGGAAAAAGGAGUGUGUCUGGAAUGCAGUCUGGGGAUGGGACAUUCUGUUGAACUCCAUUUUCAAGUUAGGCAAAGCCAAGCUGAGAAAUCCUGCUAAGGUUCUUAGAAAACAUGCCCCACAGAGAGUUGUCCUUAGGUUACACAUGAAAUUCUACUCCUAGUCGACUCCAUACAUUAGCGUCACUGGCUCCAAACACUUGCUUAAGGGGUCUAACAGUUGCCCUGGUACUUCCUAAUUUGGGGGGGGGGGGGGGGGGGCUUCCUGCUUCUGUCUCUGAAAUGGGGAGAGGAAGCACUUCUGCUCUCCAAAGCACUUUCAGAUCCUCAAGAGGACGAUGAGAUAAAUGUGAGAUAUAGUCAAUGAUAGGUGCGGAGAACUUGAAAAUUAUAAAGUAUAUUGGAAUUACCUGUGUUGCAGCCUAAUGAGCCACAGCACUUCUAAGUCACCAAGAAUUUCUUGUCUUUGCUCCUAGACUCUGACAGUGUUAACUAGUUAAGGAGGUUGACGUUUUGAAAGGAUGUAUGUUCAGGACAUUAUUUGAAUCAGCAGGAAGCUCAUUCUGUGCAAUGUGGACAUCUUGACAAACCAUACCAGGGCCAGGUUGCAGUGCCCUCCCAGUACAUGCCAACCAAACAGAAUGUCCAGAGAUGCACCAGUUGUACCAGGGAUGUGUAAUGAAGUCAGGGAACUAAUUUAGCUGAUGACAGUCAUGACUGCACUGCUACUUGUGCUGUCCUCUUUCUGUUUGUCUUUCUAUGAUAAUUUAAAAGCUAUAAGAGGUAGGGCUACUUGAGGAAAGCUAGAGAGCCACAUCCUGUGGUUUCUCAUUACAACUACUUCCUGUAUUUAGAGGAAGUUUAUUUAAAAGAAAAAUAAAUGACAAUCAAACCAAAACAUCAGUUAUCAAUGUCUGUUAAUUGUGUGAGUAGCUGACUGUUAGAGCCAGACAGUGGUCUGGUGUGAUAUAGUUCACUGUGUAGAAUGUGUGUGCAAAGUAAAAUCCCAACUAUUUAAAGGGAAUAUUAGUGUUAGACAAAUCUAUAUAUGCUGUAGCAACAUUGAAUAAGUUUAAAAACCCAGACGUAUAAGACAUAAUGGUUUAUAAAAACAGACCUAUACUUGUGUUUGAAAUUGAAAUUUGAUGACUGCUAGAAAAAGGGGGAAGUGAAAGGUGGUUGGCUAUAUAUGUUAGUCAGCAAAAGGAUUAUGGUUGUAUUUUUUAAAGCAAAAGGAUUAUGGUUGUAUUACCUAGAGAAAUAAGUUAUAAAAUUUCCAUUUUAAGAAACAAAUAGUGGCAAGUUCUCCUAGCAUUGGACAAAUUGCUCCAGCUUCUGGCCAUAGAAAUAAUUCUGUGCUGACAUGUUUAUAUGUUUUAACUUAAAAUAUCUGGGAGGGAAAUAUUCUCACUAAAGUUCUUAAAACUCACAUUUCAGCUAACUUAAUGAACUUCAUGUCCCUGCUACUCAUUCUUCUGGUAUUUGUAAUGAAGUGGAUCCACUGCCUAAUCAUAUCUAUAAUGUUUAUAGACUCACCACAAAUUCUCAUGGGCUUUGAGUGCUCAGAAUAAUGCUUGAACGCUUCAUGUCAGAUUUCCUUGAAACCGUAGGAGUGUGUUCUGGACAGUGUCUGUACUUUUAUAAAAUACAGUUCAGAAUAUGUUACCCUCUCCACUUCUCUUCAGGUUGUCCUGCCUGUCCUGAUGAUCAGCUGGACUUACUGGGCUUCAUUCCAUCGUCCUCAGUGCAGUAUCAGUACAGCCUUAGGCAACUGUCUACCUGAGCCUAAGGAAGAAUGGAUCUGAAACAAUUUUCUGGAUAAUUUAGGUGGAGAACCCUGAGUACAAGAAAAAUUUUAUUCCUCUGCUGUAAUUAACUAGCUUGCUUAUCAAAAUGGCUGACAUCUGAAUUCACAUUAAAAUCUCAUUUCAUACUUACCUACUUAAAAAAUUAAAAUUGGACUCCAACUGAGAAAUUCUUUAGAAAUCAUGUUGAACCCAUGUGUAAUAAAAGAGAAAAUUAUAUUGCCCAAUUUCAAAUUCAUACAAAAAUUCUAGGUUGACAUUACAACCUGAAGUUGAGGCUGGUUCUUUGUGAUCUGAGGCUGAUGGUGAUUAAAACCUAUGACAUGUGAAGGAAGGACAGAAAAGAAGAGAAGGAAGGAAUUGUUAGAAAAGAAUCAAAUGAUUUCUUGUACAAAGGGCUGUUUUUAACUUAGAAAGCCAUCUGAAAUAAAGUAGUGGAAAUGAAAUUAGCUAAAGGACUUAAUCUGGGAUUGCAAAUCUCAAAGGUUGCUGCUUCUAAAAGUAUGCCACUUCAGUGAGCUGAGGACCCAGUGUUGUUCACAGGUGGGACUUUGCUUUCUGUGAUUUUAAAAUGCCACAUCAAUUCCUUGUGGACCAGAAUAAUUGGCACAUUUAAUGCUGGGCUGAGGGAUUCAUUUUCCCAGGCUGUUUCCCAUCACCGCCUGGGCACCAGGAGCCUCCCUGAUAGUUCAGAUGACAGCAUUUCCCACUACAUUUAGAUUGAAAGAAUCUGAAGAGCUGAUUAAAUGGCCAUCUGAUGGCUGAAAGAGGAGGGUAUUUUUCACUCUGUAGGGAAAGGCUUGGAGGAGUUUCUACUUUUUAUUUUAAUUAUAUUUUAACCAAAGAAUUAUUUUAAAGUAUUCUUAUAUUUGAAAGAUGAUUUUGCAAAAAAUAUUUUUAAAAUGCCUUCUGGAAUAUCAGUUUGAUAAAUGGUUGUUAAUCAUUUUCUUGUCGGUAGUGUUUGAGACACAUAUAGACUGUCCUCAUGUUGUGUGUAGCAUUGCCAUAGAUGUUUCUUUUCCACUCAACUCACUGUAUUCGUAUUAAAAUGAAGUUUCUUAUUUCAAUUACCUAGUGUCUUUGAGAACUAAUUGAACAGCAGCAAGAAGAGAAGUUCCUAUCUCGUUGCCUUUGUAGAAAGGCUUCCCUGUGCAGUAACCUAGGCACUCCCCAUGCCAGUGUUUAAAUCUGAAAGCGGUGAUGAAUCGCUCUUUUGAAUUUACUCUAAGUCAUGCAUGUGUUGGAAUACAGAUGAACCUCUGUUUAAUUUUCACAGGCUUCAGCACAGUCAACUGUACCAAAUCGGCACGAAGUUAAAUGAUGAGGUUUCGGGUGAUUUGCAUUUAAAUUAGAAUCCAAGCACACAUGUGAGAAGGCAAAGGCGCUGGUCUGAGGAGGCCCCCUUAUGGGAGGGAUGAGACUAGUGGAGGAGGGUGGGAAAAGAGCGAUUUAACAGCAAUUUAGGUGAAUGUUGACUUUACAAAGGUGAUGGGAAUAUUUUGUUAGGUGAUGGCAGAUGCUUUUCAUUUUUCAAACAUAGGAUUAAAAUUGGAUUUGCUUCUCUUUACUACUUCAACUAUUGAAUUUUCCUAGGAAAGUGACUAGCUGUAAUGACAAUUUAAGGGAAGAGGGGAAAAGAUUGCUUCUAAUGCAAGAGGAAAUAAGUUGAUUUUUAAAUACGUGUAAUAUUAGGUUUGGUGUACAGUAUGUAGGCUUACAAUUAUAGCGAUGAGUAGUCAAACUUAAUAUACAAUCAAUUCUUACAAAUAUUUUACCCAGUAUUACUUAGCUGCCACAACUCACACAAAAAUCGGAAUUUUGCAGCUGUUCAGCUAUUCAUGGACUCUGUACAGGACACAUAUGUAUAAUGAAAAAUGUGUAGUUGUUCUUUUGUUGAUUGCCAGUUAGACAGGAAUACUAUCCCAAAGCUUUUUGGUUAUGCAAAGACCAUUCUGCAAAAACCUGCUAUUUGGGGAAGGGAAAUUGGUUUCUCAUUUAUAAGACUAUUGUAUCAUUUUUUCUAUGUGAUACAGGUGUAUUUAUUUGAAAAAUAGUUUGUAAUUACAAGAAAGAAAACCACGCCUAUCUGUAUUGCCAGAUUCCUUGUAUAUUCCUUGUGGCGUUUGUGCUUUCCAGCUGGGAGUGGCCCCCUCCUGAUACAGCUGGCACCAUUGUAACCAGUCUGUUCCAUUCCAGGCACAUCACCAUUGAAAUGGCUCAUAGAUGAUUUAAUAAAGAGAAACUGCAUCCUCAGUUAA